GGCCGCGGGCCGCCUCCCCUUCCCUGGCUUUCCCUCCGGCUUGGGCGGCCACAGAUGUUCACCCUCCCUCAGAAGGAAUCCAGGAUGACUACCGCCUGUCCAGAUUCAGACUCCAUACAGGGCCUGCCCGGUAACAAGGGAGAUGGUCUGGAAAGAGAAUGCUCCAGAAAACCCCACCAGAAGCCGCUGAAGUUCUACAGAGUGGGUGACCCUGCUGCCGUGCUCCCCUCCAGCAGCCCCUACCUGUCCUCUAGAGGAAGCAUCAUUAAAUGGUUCUGGGAUUCAGCGGAGGAGGGCUACAGGACCUACCACAUGGAUGAAUAUGAUGAGGACAAGAACCCCAGUGGCAUCAUUAACUUGGGCACCAGUGAGAACAAACUCUGCUUUGACCUGCUGUCCAGACGGCUGAGUCAGAGUGACAUGCUGCACGUGGAGCCGGCCCUGUUGCAGUACCCCGACUGGAGGGGACAUCUGUUCCUCCGGGAGGAAGUGGCCAGGUUCCUGUCUUUCUACUGCAGAAGCCCCGCACCCCUUAAACCGGAGAAUGUGGUGGUUCUGAAUGGCUGUGCCUCUGUCUUCUCUGCUCUGGCCACGGUGCUGUGUGAGGCGGGGGAGGCUUUCCUGAUCCCUGCCCCUUACUAUGGAGCCAUCACGCAGCACGUGUAUCUCUAUGGCAACGUUCGACUGGUCUGUGUCUAUCUGGACAGUGAGGUCACUGGGCUGGAAACGCGCCCCUUCCAGCUCACAGUGGAGAAGCUGGAGAUGGCCCUGCAAGGAGCUAAUUCUGAGGGUGUGAAGGUCAAAGGCCUCAUCCUCAUCAACCCCCAGAAUCCUCUGGGUGACGUCUAUUCCCCAGGGGAGCUGCAGGAGUACCUGGAGUUUGCCAAGAGGCAUGAGCUGCACGUGAUGGUGGACGAGGUCUACAUGCUGUCCGUGUUUGAGGAGUCCGCUGGGUACCGCAGUGUCCUGAGCCUGGAAAGGCUGCCUGACCCCCAGAGGACCCACGUGAUGUGGGCGACUAGCAAGGACUUUGGGAUGUCUGGGCUCCGCUUCGGCACGCUGUACACGGAAAACCGGGCCGUGGCCACGGCGGUGGCCUCCCUCUGCCGCUAUCACGGCCUCAGCGGCCUGGUCCAGUAUCAGAUGGCACAGCUGCUCCGGGACCGUGACUGGAUCAACCAAGUGUAUCUGCCGGAAAACCACGCCCGGCUCAAGGCUGCCCACACCCAUGUCUCAGAGGACCUCCGGGCCCUGGGUAUCCCCUUUGUGAGCCAUGGGGCCGGCUUCUUCAUCUGGGUUGACUUGAGGAAGUACCUGCCUGAGGCCACCUUUGAGGAGGAGGUGCUACUCUGGCGUCGAUUUUUGGAGAACAAGGUGCUGCUGUCCUUCGGCAAAGCCUUCGAGUGCAAAGAGCCUGGCUGGUUCCGCUUGGUCUUCUCCGACAAGACCCACCGGCUUCGCCUGGGGAUGCAGAGGGUCCGACAGGUGCUUGAGGGCCAACCCCAGCUGGCAGACGGCGCCCCUGCCCGCCCCAUCCAGGGGCCACGAGGCCCCCACAGCUGAGCUGGCCAUUGCCUCGUGGCCACAGGGCCCCACAGCCACCGUGAAGACUGAUGCUGGACAAGCCAUUUGCCAGGCAGAUACCCUUCUCGGCUUUGCCCUCGAAGAAGAAUCCUUGCUCCUUGCUCUCCCCGGGGGCAGUGAGAUGCGCCUUAAGUUGUGGCCCACCCCCUCUCUCCUGCUAUUAAAAUGAA
Messenger RNA from Budorcas taxicolor (takin), 1754 nucleotides. It is a transcript of the gene ACCS, whose product is annotated as 1-aminocyclopropane-1-carboxylate synthase homolog (inactive). Gene Ontology annotation, biological process: biosynthetic process; amino acid metabolic process. NCBI's taxonomy places the organism in Eukaryota, Metazoa, Chordata, Mammalia, Artiodactyla, Bovidae. Gene Ontology annotation, molecular function: transaminase activity; pyridoxal phosphate binding. Bases 55 to 1563 code for a protein of 502 amino acids. The transcript has 15 exons. The record is from RefSeq and is a predicted model, not a curated record.